GCCUUGCCAGAAGGAGGAAGGUUGCGGGGAAGGAAGGAGGGAGGAGACAGUCUGCUGCGAAGGUGAAUGGAGCUGGGAGCUUCCUUCCCUCCUUCGAGAAAGCCCUCCCCUCCCUUUCUGACAGUCUUUCCCUCCCUCCUUUUGGCAGAAGGAGAAACCCAGGGCAGGAGGAGGAUGAGGAGGACGAGGAGGAGUUGAAGGCAUCACCAUCAUCCUCAUCAGAGAGGGAGCCCGGCAAAGAACGGCUGCUGGUUUCUCCCUCCUUCUGGCUGCGGGAGGGGUCCUUCCUUCUUCGUCAUCCCCUUCCUCCCUCCCUCCCUCCUUCCAGUGCGGCUCAUUCCUGGCUCUGGGAAGGAUGAGUCCCAGGUCUGAGGAGCCACAGCAGCCACCGCCGCAGCCCUGCCCUCCCACCUCCACGCAGGAGAGAAUCCCUUCCCUUCCUCGCCCCGCCAAGGAAGCAUGAGCUUCGGGACCACAGGCUGAAGAAGAAGAAGAAGAAGCAGCUGCAGAAGGAGCUGGCGCUGAGGCAUUGCACACACAGUCUCUGCAGAUGUGUGCGCUUCGUUUUCCAGGCACAUAGAUAUCUCUCCGGUUUGAAUAAAAAGAGAUGUUUACUGCGCUGUCCCGCCAGCCCUGUGAACAAACAGGUUUCCGAGUCCUGUACAAAAUGCCCACCAUUGUCACUUUCAUCUUUCUUCUAUUAAGUAUUGCAGUUAUUGUUACUAUUACUCUUGUCCAGUGGAAACAGAAAGAGGUCAUUUCUCCAGGUGUGAAGUAUGGAAUCGUGCUGGAUGCUGGGUCAUCGCGAACAACAGUCUACGUGUAUGAAUGGCCGGCAGAAAAAGAAAAUAAUACCGGUGUCGUAAGUCAGACCUUCAAGUGCAAUGUUAAAGGUCCAGGGAUAUCUAGUUAUGGAAGUAACCCUCAAGAAAUUGCUACACCCAUCAAUGACUGUAUUAAUAAAGUCAAGGAAAAAAUUCCUUUUCAUUUACAUGGAAGCACACCUGUGUACCUGGGAGCCACAGCUGGCAUGAGACUUCUGAGGUUGCAAAAUGAAUCAGCAGCCAGUGAAGUCCUUGAGAGCAUUCAAAACUACUUCACAUCCCAGCCCUUUGAAUUUAGGGGUGCUCAAAUCAUAACUGGGCAAGAGGAAGGGGUGUAUGGAUGGAUUACAGCCAACUAUUUAAAGGGCAAUUUCUUGGAGAGAAGCAUUUUGAGCGCUUGGGUCCAUCCUCACGGAGCAGAGACUACAGGUGCACUAGAUCUAGGCGGCGCCUCCACCCAGAUAUCGUUUAUCCCUGAAGAAACUACUGAAACAUUCAACAGCACGCUACAAGUGCAGCUUUAUGGCUAUCCAUAUAAUGUGUAUACACACAGUUUCCAGUGUUAUGGAAGAGAUGAAGCAGAGAAAAAAAUGCUGGCAUCCAUACUACAGAAAUCACGUGAUAAAGCCAGAAUUGAGAACCCAUGCUAUCCUCAGAAUUACAAAACUGUUUUAACCAUGAAGCACUUGUAUGGAAGCCUCUGCACUGCACAUCUGAGACCAGAAAGCUACAAUCUAAGCCAUUCUAUAAAUGUCAUAGGAACUGGCAAUCCAGCUGUCUGCAGAGAGACAGUAUCUCUGCUAUUUGAUUUUACAUCUUGCAGAGACAGGGAAGACUGUUCAUUUGAUGGAAUUUACCAGCCAAAGAUUAAAGGGAAUUUUGUGGCCUUUUCAGGAUAUUACUACACUGUCAACGCUUUGAAUUUAACUGGACAGUUUUCUCUGGCUGAUUUCAAUUCAAGCAUGUGGACAUUCUGCUCACAGAGUUGGAACCAGAUUCCAUUUAUGUUACCUAAAUUUGAUGAAACAUAUGCAAGAUCAUACUGCUUUUCGGCAAACUACAUCUACCACCUACUUAUACAUGGGUAUAAAUUCAAUGCAGAGAACUGGCCUCUGAUACACUUUCAGAAGGAAGUUGGUAACAGCAGCAUAGCUUGGUCAUUAGGCUACAUGCUUAGCCUCACAAACAUGAUUCCUGCAGAGAGCAAUAGGAUUUGGUUCCCCAUGAAUCCCUCUCUGUUUGCUGGACUGCUUCUCUUCUUCACAGCAGUGGCAUUGCUGUGUCUAAUUUUCCUGGUGUAUUCAUGUGUUGUGUCACGCAUGCAAAAGAAUUCUUGUCAUGUUGAACAUGUAUUUGCAGAAUAAACCAGUCUCAUGGGGAA
Anolis sagrei ordinatus is the source of this 2205-nucleotide messenger RNA. The record is from RefSeq and is a predicted model, not a curated record. Lineage: Eukaryota; Metazoa; Chordata; Lepidosauria; Squamata; Anolidae.